CCCUACGAGUGUGAGGAAUGUGGGAAGACCUUCAAGUUUGGCUCCAACCUCCUCAUCCACCGCCGGGUGCACACGGGGGAAUGGCCCUACAAGUGUUUGGAAUGUGGGAAGGGCUUCACCGUCAGCUACCGCCUGAUCCGCCACCAGCAGAUCCACACUGGGGAACAGUGGCCCCGGCCCUACAAAUGUGGGGAAUGCAAGAAAAGCUUCAGAUACAAUUCUGAACUCGUCACCCAUCAACGCAUGCACACGGGGGAGAAGCCCUACGAGUGUGGGGAAUGUGGGAAGAGGUCUCACAGCAGCUCGGAUCUCCUCAAGCACCAGCAGACGCACACGGGUGAGAAGCCCUUCCACUGCACCGACUGCGGGAAGGGCUUCAAAUGCAACUCCACCCUCGUGAAGCACCGGCGCAUCCACACCGGGGAGAGGCCCUACAAGUGUGGGGAGUGUGGGAAGAGCUUCACCUGGAGCUCUACCUUGACCACACACCAGCGGACCCACCAGUAAGGGAAGCUCUGCGAGUGCCCCGACUGCGGGAAGAGCUUCAUCUGCUGCUCCAACUCCAUCAGCUGUCAGAGGAUCCACUUUGGGAACAGGCUUGGUGACCCACAUUCCCAGUGACCCACACUGGGAACAGGCCUGGUGACCCACAUUCCCAGUGACCCACGUUGGGAAGCCCCCUGGCUGGUGGACUGUGGCAGGAUAGUCCCAUGUGUUAUUUGUGUGGGCACGGACCCAGUUACACACAAGGUGUGCAGCUGAAUCAAAUUUAUUAAGAACAACAUGAGCUGAUAUAGACAGUCCAAACUGUGACACGUCAUAACGUGACCUCUCAGCCAAUGACAUUCGAGCGCUCCCUUGCACAUGUGCAACAGAGUACCGAAGGAACUACAAGUCCCAGAAUGCCUUGUGACACUUCCUGUAAUAUAAAUCACUACAUUUCCACUUUAUUAUAAUGA
Molecule: messenger RNA, 959 nt
Organism: Neopelma chrysocephalum (saffron-crested tyrant-manakin)
Lineage: Eukaryota; Metazoa; Chordata; Aves; Passeriformes; Pipridae
Product: zinc finger protein 662-like
Exons: 1
Source: RefSeq, a predicted model, not a curated record